This is a messenger RNA of Cynara cardunculus var. scolymus (artichoke), 845 nucleotides long. Its product is annotated as outer envelope pore protein 16-3, chloroplastic/mitochondrial. Gene Ontology annotation, cellular component: TIM22 mitochondrial import inner membrane insertion complex. The coding region runs from base 141 to 617 and encodes 158 amino acids. Gene Ontology annotation, molecular function: transmembrane protein transporter activity. Lineage: Eukaryota; Viridiplantae; Streptophyta; Magnoliopsida; Asterales; Asteraceae. Gene Ontology annotation, biological process: protein insertion into mitochondrial inner membrane. The record is from RefSeq and is a predicted model, not a curated record. The transcript is spliced from 3 exons.
ACCUAACCAGGGUUCCUACUUCGUACUGUACAAAUCCAGAAGUAACGCAACGCCUCCCGUAUCAGUAUCGGUCCGUCUCUUCCCCUGCGAUCACUGCAAAUCCGAUCACUCUGCAUUCUCCACUCCGUUGGUAGAUAGCUAUGGAUACUACAGACCGUAGAUACUUGGAGGAGGAAGAUUCAUCCAUGACGAAAACGAUGAAGGGUGCCGCAACUGGUUUGGCUGCUGGAACUAUAUGGGGUACCAUAGUUGCUACCUGGUUGGAUGUACCUCGUGUUGAGAGAAAUGUUGCUCUACCGGGUCUGAUUAGGACAUUAAAGAUGAUGGGAAACCAUGGAUUGACUUUUGCUGCAAUUGGUGGAGUCUACAUUGGUGUAGAGCAAUUGACACAGAAUUACAGAACGAAGAGAGACUUUGUUAAUGGAGCAGUUGGUGGGUUCGUUGCUGGUGCUGCCAUUCUCGGCUUUAAAGGCAAGAGCAUUUCAACAGCACUCUCUGCUGGCGCUGCACUUGCAGCUACUUCAGCGGCAAUUGAUGUUGGCGGGCAGACCACCAGAGUUGAUACCGGAAAGGAAUAUUACCCUUAUACUACCAAGAAAAGAGUUGAUGCCAAUUGAACGCCUUACGAUUGUGAAACCUGAUCAACCCCCCUUUCCAAUAUUUGGUGUAUGUUUUUGUUUCGGAGAUGCAAACAUACUCUCCUUUCGUAGUGUGUUUUUAAUCGCAGUUUGCUGAAAUAAAUUUACAGCAGUUUUCUUGACUCAAAUAAGAAUUUUAACCUUUCAUUCUGUAUGGACCACUGUGAACUUCCAAAGCAUGAUCAAAAUGACAUUUAAAAUUUUAUG